Sporisorium graminicola is the source of this 1941-nucleotide messenger RNA. RefSeq lists its product as uncharacterized. Gene Ontology annotation, biological process: post-transcriptional tethering of RNA polymerase II gene DNA at nuclear periphery; protein import into nucleus; mRNA export from nucleus. Gene Ontology annotation, molecular function: structural constituent of nuclear pore. Lineage: Eukaryota; Fungi; Basidiomycota; Ustilaginomycetes; Ustilaginales; Ustilaginaceae. The transcript has 2 exons. The record is from RefSeq and is a predicted model, not a curated record. Bases 1 to 1941 code for a protein of 646 amino acids. Gene Ontology annotation, cellular component: nuclear pore; nuclear pore outer ring.
AUGGCAGUGGCAACCCAGUCUGCGCAAGGCAUCGCCUCGACCUCCGCCUCGGGGCAAGCGGCGACGACGCACGUCAGCGCAUCCAGCUUCAACGCAUUUGCUCGAGUCCUGCAGGCUUGCAAAGACGUGGAGCCGGCUGCGAGGAUAGAUCCCGAUAACGGCACAGCUCUGCUCUUUGCAGAGGUAUGCUCAGACCUUGGCGAAGAGGCUCUCGACGAUGCAGGCUACGUCGCUCGUCGUCCGGCACAGAACCUCGAGGACGACGACAGAGCAGCCUGGGAACUAGAACAAAACACCUGGAGGUUGGUUCACAUGCUCACAUCCGACAGACUGCACCGAACCGAGCGCAAGUCGCAAGCCAAAUCAGAAGAGAGCGGCAAGGAUGCGAUUCAACCAUAUGAGACACCGCUCGCUGCGAUACAGAGCAUUUUUGACAAAGACGAGCAUCUCAACGAGCUUCGAAUCAUCCGCGAAUGGCUGCAAGAGACACUUUCUCCGAAGCACAUUGUCGAGGUGCGCAAAGGAUAUCUGGCCUUCACCAAGAAUCGAGUGCGCGCCGAGAAGCGUGCCAGUGUAGGCGGUGCAUCUGCGUCGAGCGACGGACGCAAGCUGGCGUUUGGAUCAGCUGCAAGCACGAGCUUUGCGCCCAAGAACCGUGGCAAAGCCGUCAAGAAUCUGGAUCCCGAUGCUGUCUCUAGAGGGGAAGGCGGUCUCGAGCUGGAAGAUGCGACGUACGAAAAGGCACUGCUGCGAACGCUGUUCGAGUACGCGCGUGCGGGGCGUUUGGAUGCUGCCUUUGAUCUGUGCCAUCAGACCGACCAAAGCUGGCGGGCUGCGACGCUUCGUGGCGCCAUGCUCUACCACGAUCCAGCCGUCAGCGUCGAGCUGCAAGACGUCGACCGUGUCGUAGGCAACCGCAAUCGUUCCUUGUGGAAGUCGGCGUGCAGAAAGCUGGCUGUCAACCCAAAUCUGGACGAGUUCGAACGCGCAUUGUAUGGAUCUCUGGCAGGCGAGCUGCAAUCCGUAGCCCACGUCAGCCAAAGUUGGGAAGAGUAUCUAUGGGCGCACGUCAAUGCCAAGCUCGAGGCUGCGGUCGACCUCAAACUCGACGAGAGACACAACUGGUGGAGUCAAGAUGCCAACGCCGAUCUGUUCGGCGAAGGCGAGCAUGGUGCUGUUAAGCUCUCGCAGGGCGUUUCUUCUACUUCCUCUGCUGCUGCCACAGCUGCCACUUCCGGUGGUGCAGCUGCAACCCAAGCCGCGAGUGGAGAGAGAGGAGAGGUCGACCUGGGAUCGCUGAACGGCGUCUUUGACAAGCUCAGCCAGACACAAUCGCACAACAUCCAUCUCCAGGCCAACAACCCGUACCGCCUGGUGCAAAGGAGCAUCAUCUCCAACAACCUGCCCGAACUGUUCAAUCGAUUUGCCGAUAAUCUCGGAGACAUGCAGGCUUCCCUCGAACCUGCGACGUUUGCAAGGUUGCUGCGUUUCUUUGCGCAUCUCAUCCUCUACCUGCGCUUGCUGUCGAUCUCGCUGCCGGACUUUGCAUGCAAUGCCAUCCUGUCAUGCUACGUACAGGUCUUGGAAGCAGCGGGCGAAAAUGAUCUAGUGGCCAUGUACGCCAGCUCACUCGAGCCGCAGUCGGCGACGAGGAGCUAUGCCAACUUCUUGCGCUCUAUGGACAUCAACGCUAGCCGCGAAGCCAAGGCACACGCGCUGCGACAGGCGGAGCAGCACAAUCUCGAUCUGGCCGCGGUGGCUAGAUGCACAGUCGAGAUCGUAUUCGACGAGCUGUUCCCGAGCAUCAUGUCCGACUUUGACGAGCCUUCGAGCUUUGGCGGCGCGUUCAAGACAAGAGGCGGACCCGGCAAGCUGGACGCUGUCCGAUUCGACAUGCGUCUGGACGGGAACGAGGAGGCGCUCGUGCAUCCAAUGCCCUGA